Manis pentadactyla (Chinese pangolin) is the source of this 1524-nucleotide messenger RNA. RefSeq names its product cilia and flagella associated protein 95 (gene CFAP95). NCBI's taxonomy places the organism in Eukaryota, Metazoa, Chordata, Mammalia, Pholidota, Manidae. Gene Ontology annotation, cellular component: plasma membrane. The record is from RefSeq and is a predicted model, not a curated record.
CUUUGUUGGUGUCUGCGUGUAGGGCAAGAUUGGUGCAGAGGGAAAUCCCUGAAGUCUACCUGGAGUGCCGCCAUGGAGAGCUCGGACAGGCGCAGCCACAGCCACUGCGGGCUGGAGCUCAGACCCAUUGACUUGCUGGAGCGGAAGGGCUCCCUGACCCUCCGCUCUCGGCACAAGAAAUACUCGAAGCCCGUGUUGGUGUGUUCCUGGCACCAUGACAGAGAAGCUUAUCCCAAAGACUAUGAUAUAGAGGGUCCUGAGGAAGUAAAAAAAUUGUGUAAUUCCACAUACUGGCGACUUGGAACCAGUGAGCCCCCAAUCUGGAUAUCAGAAGCACAUGAAAAAAUGGCUCAAGUUUAUUUAAACAGAGAAUUGGCUGAAAUAAAGAGCAAGGCUUUAUUGAAUGAGGACACAAUUACUUCUGGGAUCAUCGAAAGGGACACUGGAUUGCCUGCAACAGGCUUUGGAGCUCUCUUUACUAGACACCCACCAGAUUGGCGCAAAAUGUGUUCAUUGACAACCUAUGGUGAAGAAUAUGUUCCACCACAUGAUUAUCAGCCACUUGAUUAUCCUUGUCAAGAUGAUUAUUCAGUAGUCCACAGAAAAUGCCGUUCUCAGUUCACAGAUCUAGAUGGUUCCAAAAGAUUUGGCAUCAACACUUGGCAUGAUGAAAGUGGGGUUUAUGCUAAUUUUGUAAAACAAAAACUCUAUCCAUUAACUGGUGGUCCUACUGUCCCCUUUUAAAAGUAAUGUAUGGAAUUGGAUUGUCUAACUAAUGAAAGACUAAAGAUGAAACAGUUGAUGAUUUUCUAGUCUAAUAAAUGCCAGGAAAUGUUGCUAUGCAAAAUACCUUUAAAAACAAUAUAUUCUAGACCAGUGUGUAAAUAUCCUUCUUUUCAUAAGCUACUCUGGCAUUUUCCAGUUUAGUAUGUGUACCACUGAGGGUAAACAACACAAUUCUAGAUAUACUUGGUGUAAUUUUAUUUUAUUUUUAUUUAUGGGCUGUGCAUUUAUUUUAGUUUUUAUUAGAAAAAAUUCAUGAAGCUGGUAUAUUCAAACUUAUGAUUUGUUAGGGUGUGGCUAAUUUUUUAUUAAGUGAAUAAAAAUAUAGGUGAUUACUCAGAUUUGACAUGAAACUUAAAUGGCUGAAGUUUGGGCAACACUGGCUCUAUUAUAAUGAUGUGUGUGUGUGUGUUGUUGGGGAAGUGUGUCUAUUUAUAGACUUUACGGUGACUAACUACACUGUGUAUUGCCUAAUCAGCCUGGACUCAAGAUUAACACUUUUUGAGUGUAUGGGAUAGCAGAGGCACAGACAGAAUAUUGGUGAAACUCUAGGGAUUUGGUGGGAAAAUUCAAUCGUUUAGUGUUAGAUCUGGAAGAAAUCUCAGCAGGUGCUUUUGACUCACCCUCCCAUUUCACAGAUGAGCAAACAAAGACCCAUGGGGGUUUAAGUAAGUUGUCCAGGGUUACAUAAACAGCAGAUUCUAGUUGAUCUUUGAGGUGCAUUUGAACUUUUGUUUCUUC